CGUCACAUGAGCGUGCUAAUGUGAUUGGUUGUUCAGCUUCCGGUAUCCAGCAGCACCCAUACAUACACGUGAAGGUCAGCAAUUCUCGCAAAAGCGGCUCCUUUUUCCUACAUUUACUGGGCUCAGGUUGAAUUUGACGGAAGUAUGGACGGAAAGACAGCGAACGCGGACCCUCAGCUCCAGCAGUUCAUUGAGAUCGAGUCUCAGAAGCAGCGAUUUCAACAGCUGGUGCACCAAAUGACAGAAAUCUGCUGGGAGAACUGCAUGGACAAACCAGGCCCAAAGCUGGACUCCAGGACAGAAACAUGCUUUGUCAACUGUGUGGAGAGAUUCAUCGACACCAGCCAGUUCAUCCUCAACAGACUGGAACAGACCCAGAGGAGUCGAGGAUCUUUCUCCGAGAGCAUGGCGGACUAACAUGAAAGACUCAUGCAAAAGGAAUCCAUGUAUGAAACAAACACAAUUUUUUUUGUUCCAAGUGCCUCAGAUUGACAGCAGUGCCCCUUGAUUUGUUCUCCUGCUAUUCUGAGGCUGCCUGUUUGGAAAGUCAUGUCGACACGGAAGCCAGAGCACGGACCUCACGGCUGUCUCGAGACGUUCCAAGCAGUUAGAAGGCAUCAACUGGAACAUUCAGUUUGCCACACAGGCUAGUUUAAUAUCAUAGAGAUGAGUGAGGAUGCAUGCUUAACUGCUGUACGUUGGAUUGUACAUAGGCAUUAAACACAAGUUCUAAGCCAUCAUUUGUGAAUAUUUAUAAAUAAUACUCAGUUUUACAGUAAGAAAAAUCAUUUCUUUGGUAUAGCCUUUCAUAUAUGCUGAGGUAUUACAUGCAUUUAUCAGAUGAAUUGAUCAAAUGUGGCCAUUAUUGUGAUUGAAGUGGCUUAAGGAUGAUGUAGGAGAUGAAAAGAUGAAAUAAAAUCAAGCAA
Messenger RNA from Doryrhamphus excisus (bluestripe pipefish), 926 nucleotides. It is a transcript of the gene timm8a, whose product is annotated as translocase of inner mitochondrial membrane 8 homolog A (yeast). The record is from RefSeq and is a predicted model, not a curated record. NCBI's taxonomy places the organism in Eukaryota, Metazoa, Chordata, Actinopteri, Syngnathiformes, Syngnathidae.